Molecule: messenger RNA, 673 nt
Organism: Theobroma cacao (cacao)
Lineage: Eukaryota; Viridiplantae; Streptophyta; Magnoliopsida; Malvales; Malvaceae
Source: RefSeq, a predicted model, not a curated record
GUGUCUUGGUGAAAUUUAGACCAUAUAGAACUGAGAGAGUGCUUUUGGGGUUUUCACUUUUGCAGGAAAUGGCUGCUCAGGAAGACCAAAAGGACAUCAAGCUUCCCUCUGAUUCGAUUCCCGAAGGCUGGGUUCUGGAUACCAUGGUGCAAGAUGAUGGUACCGAAGUCCAGUGCUACCUUUGUCCACCAACUGAUCAACGUUUCUACACUUACGAAGAUCUGAUGCGAUACGUGAGGUAUGCCAAACGGGCCAAGGUUUCCAUCUAUGCUGAUAACUUUUGGGAGACGGUGGAGAAGGAAGAUGGCUUUGGACCAAUCAAGAGAGAAGGGCAUAGCUCAAAUCCUUUGGCUGGCAUUAAGAUAAGAGACAUCAAGGGCAAAUCUGUUGUGACGUCUGACUGAAGUUAGCAAAAUGUUAUGUUGAAUAAUAAGUGGAUUGUCUUUUCCAUUUCCGAAUGCUUUGGUCCUGUGGUGAUUUCCGCAUAUAUUUUCGUUUCUUAAGUGUCUUUGAAGUUGAAGUCUGAAUGACUAAAUACUAUUGUAUGUACUCUGUUUAAUUAUCAGUUUGCCUUUUGUUUCGGUUAUGUUUUUCUUUAUUUUCGGGUUUGCUUUUCUUAUUUUAUGAAGAGAGAAAAUAUGAUCCAUAAAUAUAUAUUGCAAGCUAUUUAGAA